Dimorphilus gyrociliatus is the source of this 2148-nucleotide messenger RNA. Lineage: Eukaryota; Metazoa; Annelida; Polychaeta; Dinophilidae. The record is from the annotation of a GenBank genome assembly.
AUAUGAUUAUUUUCGUAUAAUUUCGUUGGGUUCAACAUUGUCGGCGCUCGUAGAAAUAGUAAUAUUACCGCGACACCUGCUAUAUUAUCAACAUAUCUGCCUUGUUUUCGAUAGCAGAACAUCGCCAUGUUUCCGAAAGAACUGAAGUUAAAUGAACAGACGAUUCGAAAUUUCCGAGUCGCGAAAAUUUUUAAGGAGAACUCGGCUCCAAUAAACUCAAUGGAUUUCGAUCUGCAGGGUACUAGUUUAAUAAGCAGUAGUGAUGAUGAUCAAAUUGUUAUUUACGAUUGUCAGAAUGGACAACCAAAAAGACAACUUAAUAGCAAAAAGUACGGUGUAGAUAUGAUCCGAUUUACCCACGCAGCCAAUACAGCAAUUCACGGAUCAACUAAAGUUGAUGAUACAAUUAGAUACCUUUCCCUUCAUGACAAUAAAUACAUCAGAUACUUUCACGGACAUAAUCAGAAGGUAGUAACACUGAGCAUGUCUCCAGUAGAUGAUACAUUCCUCUCAGGGUCUCUAGAUAAAACUUUAAGAUUAUGGGAUUUGAGAUCACCAAAUUGUCAAGGUGUAAUGCACCUUCCUGGACGUCCUGUUGCAGCUUUUGACCCUGAAGGUUUAAUCUUCGCGGCUGGAAUUAACUCAGAAUUCGUGAAAUUAUAUGAUUUGAGAUCUUUCGAUAAAGGACCAUUCGCCACAUUUAAACUACCUCAAGAAUGUGAAUGCGAUUGGACUAAUUUAAAAUUUAGCCCCGACGGAAAAACGAUUCUCAUAUCUACAAAUGGAACAGUAAUACGUUUAAUUGACGCUUAUCAAGGCGGUCCCCUACAAACCUUUGAUGGAAUCCAGAAUAAAGGAUUAAAUUUAGAAGCGUCGUUUACACCAGAUUCAAAAUUCGUUUUAAGCGGUUCUGCUGAUGGAAAAAUCCAUUGCUGGAAUGCCUUAACUGGUCAUCGCGUUGUUAUACUCAACUCUGAACAUAAAGGUCCAGUCAAUAGAGUUCAGUUUAAUCCUAAAUACAUGCUAUUAGCCUCAGCAUGUUCAAAUAUGCCAUUUCAAACUGAAAAUAUGAGUGAUCAAGAAGAGGAAAACUUUGAUGAAACUGAAAAUGCAGAGGAAACUGCGGGAGAUGAAGAAAAAGAUAUAGAGGAGGGUGAUAAAGAAACGGGUGAAGAAGAGGCCGAAGAGGAAGAGAAGGGAGAGGAAGAAGAGAAAGAGGAGGAAGAGGUUGAAGAGCCGGAUCCUGAAAUUAUUCUUUCAGAUGAUAUGAUAUCCAAUGGAUUAUCACUGUUGUGUAAAACUGGUGAUGGCCUUUCUCACGCUUACGUCAAAUUGGACGUACAUGAGAAGGAGUUGACAGAUAUCAGUAUUUUGGCUUCAUAUAUACAUUUAAGAUAUGUUGAUAUAAGCAACAACAAGUUGAAAGAUAUUUCCGUCCUGUCAAAUUUAACACAUUUGUCAACAUUAAAAGCUGAUGAUAAUAAAUUGACAACAGCAGCUUUAGAGGAGCGUCCCUAUUUACAAGUAGCUUCCUUCUCAAAGAAUAGAAUUAAAACGCUAGAGGGCGUCAGUCAUCCUCAUUUGGAACACCUAAUUCUACAAGAUAAUAGGUUGGAAAAGAUAUCUGGCUUGGUAGCAACCGGGUUAAGUAGAUUGCAUACUCUAGAAUUACGGGGCAAUAAAUUAACUUCAACUGCUGGUCUAGAAUUACCUACUUUGAGGAAUUUAUUUUUAGCCCAUAACGAAAUUACCAGUUUGGAGGGUUUGCAUACGCUUGAGCAGUUGACAACGUUACACUUAAGAUUUAAUCCAAUUGAGAAUUUAGACGGAUUCUCCGAAAGUAUGAAAAAUUUGCAAUACGUCAAUUUUAGGGAAUGCGAAAAACUCGCAGAUAUUAAAGAGUUGAAGAAAAUGCAAUCGUUACCUAUGAUUCGUGCUCUUGUACUUAGCAGCACCCCGCUUGCGAGCGAAGACGAUUAUCGAUUGGAAGUUUUGGUGACGCUUAGACGCCUUGAGCGGCUCGAUAAAGAUGAAUAUAGCGAAGAGGAAAAACAAGAGGCAGAAGAGGUUUACGAGCAAAGAAGGUUAGAAGAGAUGAACAACGAGACUGCCGAGGAGGUUAUCGAUGCUCCCGAAGAGGCUGAUUAG